AUGUCCCAAUCAUCAGGUCCCUUGUGCACUCCCAUCACGCCAGCAUCGCCAUUCAGCAGGAUGGACCUAGGUUGGACAAAGCAACAAAACCUGUCUCUGGUCAUGUGGAUUGACUGCGACUGGGAACGGAUCCACUACUUUAUUCACCAGAGGUUGGAUAUGUGCAGCACGCCGACGCAUGCUGCAUUGGCCUCCCAGGCCUAUGCGAGCAUCUUUGGCAACCAAGGUAACCUGACCGCCAACACUUGCCACGGGCUGAUCAAGCUCCAAAUCAAUGUUCUUUUGACCGGCAAGGCUGGCAAUCUUCAAUGGUGCUUGGUUGUCAGCAAAUGCCUGGAAGAGAGCAGCAAUGGGGGAAUGUAUGCAAUGUACGCUGGAUGCUGUCACCGCAAUGUGCCCAACAGACCCCAGUUGCGCAUGCAGCAGGAUGCCAAGGCUGGCAGUGUAGGAUCGAGAAGGACCAACGCUUCCUCGUCAUCGCGCGUCGCCGCAGCUGGAUCAUCGACAUCCGACCUCCUGCCAUCCUCACCAACACCAACACCAACACCUGCGCAUCAAGCUGGUUUGUCCUCCCAGCUGCUGCCGUCUUUGCCGAUCAUGGCAACGUCCCCUGGUGCCUCUGCAAGCACGGCUACGGUUGCACCUUCCGCAAGCCAGCCGCCUCUGCCGCCAGCACCCCUCGCCAUUGGUCUGUCUGCACAGUUGGCUGGACACAUACCCAGCGUCCAAUUGCCUGCAGGCAUUGUAUUUGCCUGCCAAAUGAGUCUGCUCACCAGGACUUGUGCUACAAAGGUCACCGUGGAGUUCAUGACUGGAUCCACACAUCACUACCUGGCACCCUGCUCCAUCCAGAAGCUUGGGGCCAGGUACACGUCAGACCAACAGUUCCGUCUGAACUUCAUGGUGCGCACAACUUGGAAAGAAUUCAAAGCAGUGGCCAAUGCCAAGGUUCAUGCUUAUGCCCUCAAGUUUGUGCCUCAUAAAUUUGUUGCGGAGGGCAAAUACUACGCUGAGCAAGCACAGCUACAGUGGCAUCUUCUGCAAGCCAGCCGCCUCCACUGCCAGCACCCCUCGCCAUUGGUCUGUCUGCACAGUUGGCAAAUGGUCAGCAACCCCCCGCUGUUCACCUGCCUGCAGGCAUUGUGUCUGCCUGCCAAACCAAGCUGGUUGUUGGGGCUUGUUGACCUGUGA
This is a messenger RNA of Ceraceosorus guamensis, 1191 nucleotides long. RefSeq lists its product as hypothetical. Lineage: Eukaryota; Fungi; Basidiomycota; Exobasidiomycetes; Ceraceosorales; Ceraceosoraceae. The coding region runs from base 1 to 1191 and encodes 396 amino acids. The transcript is spliced from 3 exons. The record is from RefSeq and is a predicted model, not a curated record.